This is a messenger RNA of Adineta ricciae, 2334 nucleotides long. Lineage: Eukaryota; Metazoa; Rotifera; Eurotatoria; Adinetida; Adinetidae. The record is from the annotation of a GenBank genome assembly.
AUGAGUAAUACACGUUUCAAUAAUAAUAAUAAUAACAAACAACUUCCGUAUGAUCCAAAUCGUUUAUUACCCGAUGAUACGAAUAUUCUAGUACUUGAUGAAGAAGGUAACCUUAGCCGCCGAUCAACUGACAGUGUACCGAUUUCAUCUUUGAAUCGUCGUCAACAAUAUUCAAAAUAUGAUAUAUCGGAAGAUGAUCGAGGAGGCGCUGGUGUGCUAUCAACUGCUCGUGGAGAUGAAUCAUAUUAUGACAUACCAUCCGUUGGAAACAACCUUGCUGAGGGUGUACUUGACGCCGAAACAGUUACUAAACAUGUUUCCAAAAUUGGUAAAACAGCUGUUGGAUCCAGUGUGGCUUUUCUUACAUUAACAUUACCUGGUUAUGGUUUACGCGAUAUAUCGAUAUUAAGUAAUUACAAUCAUUUGCAAAGAAUUGAAUUACCGUAUAACACCAUAUCUGAUUUAUCACCAUUAAAUAACUUGAGUUAUUUACUUGAAUUGGAUGUAUCAAAUAAUAAAAUUCGCAAAUUGUUCGACUUCUGGCCACCGCGGAACCUCAAAGAAGCUGAUUUUUCUUUCAAUCUUAUCGAAAAAAUAGAAAAUCUCGAAAAUUUUCAUUACCUACAAAAACUUAUUCUUGAUAACAAUCAAAUUUCGAAAAUCGAAGGUUUGAAACAUUGCUAUCGAUUGCAACAUUUAAGCUUAGCACACAAUCGUAUCAGCCGAAUCGAAGAAUUAGAAGGACUGCCGCUUAAAUAUUUAAAUUUAAGAUCCAAUCAAAUUCAAAAAAUUGAAAAUCUUGAUACGCUUCAAUAUUUACAACAGUUGAAUUUAUCUUGUAAUAAACUGAAUUCCCUAGAAGGCGUACCAGAACGAUUAGGGUUUCUCGAAGUGAUCGACCUUGCUGAUAAUCAACUUUAUAAUUUAUCUGAUAUCGAUCGUCUGAGUGAAUAUCGUCUCUUGAGAGAUUUAAAUUUACGCGGAAACAAAAUAACUGAAAUUGAUGAUUAUCGUCUUUCAGUUAUUUUUAAAUUACAACAUUUAACUAUUCUUGAUCGACGAAAAGUGGAUGUAACCGAGAAAAUUGAAUCCAAACAAAUGUUUAAUCCAUCAUCGGAAUAUUUUGCAUCACGAGAUCAUAUGACAAAUGUUGUCUUCGCAUUUUUACAAGAUCAUCGAGUACAGGAAAGUACUCUGCCGAAUAUCGAAACACCGUACCCCAUGUUGAUCCUAUCAGGACCAGAAGGUUGUGGACGAAUUGAAUUGGCUCAUCGAUUAAUCGAAGAAUUUAGUGAAUUCUUUGGUUAUGGAUCCUUACAUACAACACGUGACAAACGUAACAAUGAAAAAGAUGGUGUCGACUAUGUAUUUGUCAAGCAUGAACAAUAUGAAGAAGAUGUUACAAAAGGUGAAUUUCUCUGCUGUUAUGAAUACUAUGGCGAUUGGAAUGGACUGCAACGUUCAUCCAUUGAAAACGUCGCUCGUGGUGGUUUAGCUUGCGUUAUACAAAUCGAACUUGAGGGACUUCUAUCAAUAAAACAAUCUCAUUUUGAACCUCGAUGCGUUCUCUUGCUACCGAUGGAUCGGCAAAUUCAUGAACGUCGUUUGCAAUUACAGGGUUUUGAUGAAGGUGAAAUUAAUAUGGCAUUAAAUCGUGUCGAACUUUAUGCUGAAUACAAUCGUACACAUCCAGGCUUUUUCGAUGCCUUUAUUUUAACAAAUAGUCUUGAUGAUGGUUAUGAUCAAUUGCGCGAUCUCGUCAUAAGUUAUUUAGGUUUAGAAGACGAACGAUUCGAUGCUCCACGACCAAACACAUCCGACGAAAUCAAACGUUUCGAUGAUUUCGAUAUUCAACGUUCAGAUUCAUUCCUCCCAUCAACGAAUGCAACAGGUUGUCGUAAUUCAUCGCAUCCAUCUGUUGAUUCGCCAAUCAAUCAAGGAGUAAAUUCGAAUCUGCGAUUGAGAUAUGGUGGAUCAGCACCACCGGCAAUGAUGUCUUCGGAAUUUGCUCUACGUGCAUCAGCUAAACUACGUAUUAAAGAGUUGUUCGAUGCUAAAACUGCAAACAUACAAAAUCAAUUACGCCGAGAAAUUUCCAAAACAUUUCCGCUCUCUCUUCGCCUUGACAGUGCCGACGCACCAAACAGUCGAUUGAGUGACCGUCGCGAUCGAAAAUCCGCACCAACGAAUGAUCUUCAGAUUGAUCCAAUCAGUCAAACUCCUGACUCAAGUAUUGGUAAUGACGCCGACCAAGACGAUGUCCUACUUAUUGAUCAAAAUCUCUCUCACGAUAUUCACGGAGAUAUUGAUGAUAAUAUUUCAGUUCGAAGCUAA